UUCGCCGCCUUCUGCUACAUGCUGGCGCUGCUGCUCACCGCCGCCCUCAUCUUCUUCGCCAUCUGGCAUAUAAUAGCAUUUGAUGAACUGAAGACUGAUUACAAGAAUCCCAUAGACCAAUGUAAUACACUGAAUCCUCUUGUACUUCCAGAGUACCUCAUCCAUGCAUUCUUCUGUGUUAUGUUUCUCUGUGCGGCAGAGUGGCUUACUUUGGGUCUCAAUAUGCCUUUGUUGGCUUACCAUAUUUGGAGGUACAUGAGUAGACCUGUGAUGAGUGGACCAGGUCUAUAUGAUCCUACAACAAUCAUGAAUGCAGAUAUUUUAGCCUACUGUCAGAAGGAAGGAUGGUGCAAACUAGCAUUUUACCUUCUAUCAUUUUUUUACUACCUAUAUGGCAUGAUUUAUGUUUUGGUGAGCUCUUAAGAAGAAACUUGGCAAACUUUGUUCCAGUUAAGUGCAUGCAAAAGCCACGAAACAAAAGGAUUCUUCCCAGCAAGAACCCAUUACCAAGAUUUAACUAUGGAAUCCAGUGAUCCCAGCUGUAUUAGGAAAAACAAAAUGACUCCCCCAUUUUUAAAACGUUUCCACACUUUCUUCUUGUGGAAAGACUGUUUUCUUAUAUUUUCCUGGGAUGCUGAAAUUAAAAAGAAUUAGGUGUAAAUUAGUAUAAAACAAUUACCUCCUGGUUUUGAGCAGUUUUGACUUUGCACUCCGUAAGGAACAGCCAUAAUUCUUCAAAUAGCUAUUAAUUACUGACUGUCCUUAGUAUUCUAGGAUUUUUUGUUUACUGGACCCUUGUAGUGGCUCAUUUUGGACUUAACAGCUCCACCUAACUAUAAAUCAGCUGUAGAUAUCAAGUGCUUCUGAAGGACUGAAAGCUUUGUGUAUGUUAUCUGUAGGUAACCUCACUCUCUUCUAGACGAAUACCUGGAGACACUUGCAGAAAGAGUAGUUCUAUUUUUUACUAUUUGGAUAAUCUUUCCCUGUAUAUGCAUGGUUCAGAAAUUUCCUGUCUUUCCACCAAAUACUAACUGUCCUUGCUUUAAUUUUCAAGCAUCCGUCCUUGUGAUAGGACAAAUUAUGACUUGCCUGGGAGGGAAUGCCUUUUGGCGAUUUUCUAUUUUAAAUGUUUGUGCAACAGUCUUAACAAAUUGGCUCAUCCACAACAGCAUUGAUCAAGUCCAGUGGUAAAAUACUCCUGUGACUUCUCAACAGACAUUUCCAAGACACAAAGUGAGUUUGUGAAACUGCCCUGCUGUUCCGUAGUGCAAUCAAUAAAAUAUCUCAAAUUCAGAAUUUUUUUUUUCUUCAGUGCCUUGGUUUGAAAAAAAUGAGUUGCAUAUUGAAUUCCUCUGCUUAAUUCAUGCCAGCUAAUGACAUUGCAAUCUUUACAUUUAAUAUACAAUUGGAAAGAGAUAUUUUAUGGAAAAUGAAACUGCUGAUUUAUAAGCUUGUUUCCUGGACUUUGCGUUGGCCUGCAUGUAGACAGUCUUAGUGCAGAGGUGUGGAGAAUAGCUGUUUCAUAUACGUUGAUAGUAUGUCACAGUUCCUCUUGCUGUGUGCCAGCAGUUAAUUUAGCCUGAGCAGCUCCAAAAUCUUGCCCACUUCUUCUACUUGAUCUUAAGGUUACAGGACAGGGAAAUGUCACUAGUUUUAUUAAAACAUGUUUACAGAGGCUGGCACGUGUCCCUUUUGCUGUUGCGGGCCAGAUUCCUGUGUGCAGUCUAGCUUGCAAGCUGACUGUCGAAUCGGGAUGGAUCCCCUUCAGUGGUGGAAGUGGCUUCUCUCCUUACCUCCACAACGGGAUCUUGGCCUGUGCUGUGCUGAUCUCCCAAUUUCUGCUUUGGUUUCAUGAAACCGGCAGCUGGUAGAAUCAAGACCAUCUUUUAAUGAGCGCAUCGCCCCAGCGCACAGCCCAAGCGACCAAGAGGAUAAAAAUUAGCAGGAUGUGCCCACAAACCAUUCCACCCCCCCUUGAUCUGUGCUGCUUCAGCUGUAGUUAAGGAGAUGGAUCUGUGUUUUCUUCUGUUUCACGUAGGACCGAGGAAGCUGUCAGCAAAAUGCAGAUUGUCUUCUUACAGUCUGGAAUAAAAGAAUCUGAGCACGCUCAUAAAUAUACCGUU
Molecule: messenger RNA, 2123 nt
Organism: Alligator sinensis (Chinese alligator)
Lineage: Eukaryota; Metazoa; Chordata; Crocodylia; Alligatoridae
Gene: CNIH1
Product: cornichon family AMPA receptor auxiliary protein 1
Exons: 5
Biological process (GO): vesicle-mediated transport
Source: RefSeq, a predicted model, not a curated record